CCACGCCUCCACCUACCCCUGCCGCCCCCACGAGAGACUAUCCGCCGUUGUUGAGGACUGCUGUAACUUUGCAAUGGGAUGAGGUCACAGGAGCUGACGGGUAUCGUGUUUAUGCUCAGCGUGGUGAUUACGGAGAGGUCAGCCUAGUCUAUGACGGCAUGGGCCUUGGCGAUCAAUUGAGCUACACACACAUCAGUUUGGAGGCCGGCGUCUCCUAUACGUAUUGGCUCACCGCCUUAUCAGCAGCUUCCGAGAGUACCCGGUCUUCGCCGCUAGAGACUGUUGCUGCUGAGCUUAGUGGUCCACCGACUGAGGUCGUGUCGACCGGACCGAAGGAGUUGAGAUGGAAAUAUCCCCGGGAUGAGGGAGGAACAUCUGUGAAGGCAUUCCAGGUCCUUGUGAGUUCUUAUGAUACAUCACUGAGUGAGGCGACGGUCAACUGGACUGCUGCACAGAACGAUUGGGUCUUCGACCAACCACCGUGGGAGACUACCUUCAUGAAGUCACACGAGUUGUGA
Perkinsus marinus ATCC 50983 is the source of this 518-nucleotide messenger RNA. RefSeq lists its product as hypothetical. The transcript is spliced from 4 exons. The record is from RefSeq and is a predicted model, not a curated record. The annotation marks the transcript as partial. Lineage: Eukaryota; Perkinsozoa; Perkinsida; Perkinsidae. Gene Ontology annotation, molecular function: protein binding.